CAACAAAAUUGUCCGUUAUAAUCGUUGUUACUUGAAGUACUUGAUAUGACAGCUUCACAUUCCAAGAUGGCCGCGGAGAAGAACGAGAAGAAAGCAGAUUUAGGACUUCUUGAAGAAGACGAUGAAUUCGAAGAAUUUCCAACCGAAGGUACAAAACGAAUUUUCAAUGAAAUUAAUAUGAAGAAUGAAUCGACUAUCAAUGUUUAAAGAUAUUUCGUGUGGAUGUUUUAAGCGUGAAAUUUUCAUCUUGUAAAUUCUUGUUUGUCGUUUUAUUUUUUAAUAGCAAUAAUACUAUAAAGGCAUGUCGUCUAGAAUGUAGAUUUUAUAAAUUUCACGAGCUAGUGAAGUAAAAGCUUUCAUCUGAAUGUUUUCUGGACCACUACCUAGAUACUAAGUUUUGAACAAAAAUGUAUUGAAUAAUUGAUUAUAAUUUAAAAGCCUGUUGUCUCGACAACUCAACCUUUACGACUGUAAGGGUUAAAUAUACAUUUCUGCAAAAAAUUCAAUAUGAUGCAAAGCCCCUGUCAGACUCAGGUAGAUUAAUGUCUGGCUGUGGCUACUAUUCACUUUAUCACUUACAGUGCAAAGCCACAUGUGUUUUGCCAUCUUUCGUGGGUGGACGGAUAAAGUUCAAAUUGGCUUGACAUUCACAGCUACUUCAUUUGGCAGCUAAGCAUACCAACAUAUUCACAACGUUUUUCAAUUUUAUGUGAAUAUUUUUGUAGAAAUGUGACCCAAAAAUAAUGUUCUCAUUUCUAUUGAACAACUCCAGGUGUAGUUAAAAUGUUCAAUGCAGUCUUGCUUACUUCUUUAAUUAACGUCUAGGUCUCUUGCUACCUACCCUAUUUUCUUGUAUUUACCAAUCGAAUCUCUUGAAAAUCCACACAUUUGUGUGUGAACAAAACGUAGGAUCAUACAUUGCAUGAUUGAUGAAUCAAUUCUGGACCAAGUGCGCAAUGUGGUUUUGGCUAGUACGUAAAAAUUUGCCUUAAUCUUGCCAAACAGCAACUGUCACAAAGAUGUCGCAUUUACAAAUAUGCUGAAUUUUUCACUAAAAUACGAAUUAUUGCUGCUGUGCGAAGAUACAGUUAAUAAACUCAAUUUGAAAUAUACUAAUGAGUAAGACACCCAUGGGAAAGUAAAUACUGUACAGCAGGGUGCGAAAUAAUGGCUGAGGGUCGAAGGUGACAGGCCAACUCAAUUUUAGCUCGGACAUACCGAAUAUCUGGCUGGUCAAAUUAUUCAGCUUAAAGCAAAGCCUAGCAAAGUAUACCCCUAAAAAUGUGACUAUUUUCCCAUAUAGCAUUAGAAAAAGCCUUACUGUAAUCAGUAAUUAAAAACUCCUUCACAUAUGAUAAAACAGCUUGCACUGCGCAUCUGCACUAAAAGCAUGGCCUUAACUCUUAAGCCAAAAGCAUGGGUGCUGUGUGGGAAAGCUGGCGUACAUUGAUCAGAAGUUCUUUUCCUGUAAAAUAUUCGACAACAUGUUAUGGUUCUUAAUUAUAAUUAUAAUGGUUCUUAAUUUCACUUUGAUUAUUAAUUAAAAUGAAGAUUAGUUUCUUCUUUUACUGAAAAUAACCGGUCAACAUAACCGGCCGGGGUGAGCAUUUGACCGGAGUCACCGGACAACUCUGCAUUCUGGCCGAACAUUGUCCGUUGACCGGCCGUUAUUUCGCGCCCUGUACAGUAUAUACAAGGUGAAUUUUGUGGUCAUGUUUAUUGAAGGGAUCAGUGAGAUUCAGAGCUUUUCAACAUUAUUUUUUACUAUUUUUUAAUUCAGUGUUUUCAAGCAGGAAAAUCUCCCUACCUACCAGACAUCUUUUUAGCAGAAACAUGUAUUUGAUCCUUCCCUGAGUUUAUUUGAGUGCUAAAGUUUCAAGUAAAACAUUGAUUCACUGCUGGGGAAAUAUAUAGUCCACAGAAGGUUAAGAUGAUGUACAGUAAGGUCAUUUCUUAAAAGGACUUUUCUUUCCAUGGCACAUCAAGUAGAAGGAUACUCAGUCUUUUAAUCAAAACAGCCUUGGUGUAUCAGUUAAUUAAUAUUCAUGCAUUUUCAAAGAUUGUAAAACAAAAAUAAAAAAGCAUGUCCAUCUGAGAAAAAUUUUCCUUUAAACUAAUAUUUAUGAUAAAUUGGUAAUAUAUGAAGUAGUUUAACCCAAGUUGCAUUGAAUGCCCUAAUGUGCCAAACAUUAUUUUACUCUGUCCAAUGCCAAACAGUUUUAAUUGUCAAGGGGAGAGCACCAGCAUAUGUGCAGAUUGUGGGCAGUCUGAUUAAUCCAUUGAGCACCAGGGCCCCCAAUGAGCACCAGCGUUCUCCCCUUGAUGAGCGAAAUCAUCUGGUGUUAGCCUGAGUAAAAUGCAAAGUUGGGCGCAUUUGGGCACAAUACAACUUAAUGGAGUUAUUUACUGUAAAUUCAAUCCAUUUGAUUCAGUUACUGUAACAACAAGAAAAUAUUUCUUUAAAAAAAGAAAUGUUUCGUUCCAAUAUAAUUAUAGAAAUACUAGACGUCUGUAAUUAGCGGUUGUCACCAUAGAUCACUUGUAUAUGUCGAGCAAUGAAAUCAGGCCAUUUUGCGAGGCGGGCGGUCUUUGGUAAUUUUUUUGCACGUUUUAGUAAUUUUCAUUAUCCCAUAAAUGAGCUUCAAAAACCGUUUUCAUUGGUCGACAGCGCUAACCUUCGGCAAUGAUUUGAUAUACUCACCUGCUAGAUUUGAUACCCACCUGCGAUAAGCAAUCUCAUUGGCUAAUGACUUUGUCGCCUUUUGUUAAUGCUGCCAUGUCGUAAAAUAGCAAAAAGAAUAUGUGGGGGAAAGUCGAGAUUCUGGUUAUGUUUUCAUGUCACGCAAUCACGAAACCUCGCCCAAUCCCCAUCCCUAACUCUAUAAACCUCCUAUGAGAUUCAUGAGAUUCAAAAUGGCGUCAGUGUAUAUUUGUCAAUAAAACAACAUGAUGACUUUAAAUCAAGAUGAAACCCCUUCGGUAAGAUAAUAGAACAGUAUAUUUUGUGAAGUUUUGUUUAUGGGACAAAAACGUUACGACACGAUUUUCUUGGUUAAUUUGUAAAUAAACUCAUUAUUAAUUUUGAAACAUUAAAAUCGCAUAUCCUCUCACUCCGUCCACUCCUAGAUCACAGGGCCAAAUGAUGUCCUAAUUUUGGAGUUAAUAUUGCAAUUCGUCAUUCUUGUCUUUGAUUGGUUGAUUUAAAAAUUAUUGACAGUAGAAAGAUUACAUCAGAGUCACAUUUACGCUACUAUUUUUAAAUACCAAUACAUGUCACGCCCAUAGAUAUCUACGCCAUUUCCAAAUUUAGAUAACGAAAGCAGCCUAGAAGUUGUAAACAUGUUACGGAGUUCCUAUUUAUAUAUUACAAGAGCAUACGGAAACGAGAGUGCAAUUAUAUAAUUAUGCCUAUAAUUAAUAUAUACAUAUUUCUUCGUUUUUAAUUUUUCGCAUGAAGUAUUGGCCAAGCGCAGUAUGUUAUCUGGCCUCGUAUUUAUUCUUCUCAAAAAGACACUAAAUUCAAGAGUAAGGGCCAGGCUUAGAUGAAUUAAAGGCCAAGCAAGAGCCUUUUAUUCUGGCUAAAAUCUAGGACACCACGUCGUCACACCACAGUAUAAUUAACUAAGAUUCCCAAUUAUACGCAACGCCUCCAAAAAACUUCUUAUGCUAGGAGCGGUCAUGUCAUUGGACGAUUCUAAAUGUAAUUGACGUUUCAGCAAGAAUACUGGCAAAGGAUUGGAUAACUUUGAUAUCUGACGUCACAUUCUUGUGACAUUGCUCGAAACCAAAUACAGUACCGUUUCGUUCCUGCGGGGAACGAAACAAAAAUAAGCUGAGGUGGUUUUGAAAAACAGCCAAAACCAAUAAUGAAUUUAGUUUUUAAAUACAUUGGAGCACUUACUAAAAUUUGAUCUUCAUUUGAUUUUUCAAAUUUUGGAAUGAAUUCAAUGAACCAACUCUCAGCCUUUGUGAAAGUACGCAAUUUUUUAUAAAAAUGAACAAAUACCCAAAACAAUGAUUUUUAGGUCGCCACCAACCAACGUCACCAACACUGAUCACUUCAAUUUGCUUAAAAGCAAGUCAAAACAGUCACAAAGAAAUUCAUUGUAUGUUCACUUGGUAUUGAGUUGCUGCAGUGCCCUAGUAUUUUACUUCUGACGAUUUUGCUCAUCAUGUGGAGAGUUUAUUAAUAAAAUGUUUUCUUGUUAGCUUGGACUGGUGAAGAAGAAGAUCAAGAUGAAAACCAUAUCUGGCAAGAUGACUGGGAUGACGACACUGUUGAAGAUGAUUUCUCAAACCAGUUAAGGUACGUAAAUAUUCAGAAUUGGAAUGAAAAGUAA
Molecule: messenger RNA, 4340 nt
Organism: Paramuricea clavata
Lineage: Eukaryota; Metazoa; Cnidaria; Anthozoa; Malacalcyonacea; Plexauridae
Source: the annotation of a GenBank genome assembly